UUGAAAGUUGCAAUUAGCAUCACCACAUGUUCUCUCUUUUACUAACAAAAGAAUGAAAGAUGAAACCAAUAAUUUUUUUUUGUAAGACUAGUGUCGAUGGACUCGGUCAACCAAAACUUCGGUCAAUUCUUCUAUAAAUUAAAACUUGCUUCUUGGUUAAUUUCCUCCACAAACAAGAAUCACUCUUUUCUUCACUUUUCAAACUUUUUCACCGUUAUCAUAAACCACACCCAAGAGACCAAAAAAAACAAGAAGUCGUUUAUUACUUAAUUACUACACAAAAGAAACUCACAUUAACAUUAAAAAUGACAAUGACCUUUAGGCUAUUGUCUCUCGCCGUCGCGGCUUUGGCGGUAACCGCCGUAUUCGCCGCCGAUCCUCCAUCACCUGCCGGCGCGCCGAAAUCUAAUGGCGAUAAGAGCUCAACCUCACCUUCCCCCGCUGCCAUGGGGUCACCAAAAUCAACCGCAUCAGCCCCAACCUCGCCGCCAACGGCUUCUGCUCCGACCACCGCCAAGAAGAACACCACCGCCACUCCCAGCGCUUCCCCAUCUUCAGGUCGUGCAAAGCCUUCUAAAUCUUCGUCGACCAAAUCCCCGGCUUCAAGCCCCGCCUCAAGCUCAGGCGAUAACUCCGAAGGUCCCACCAGCUCGUCCGAAGGACCCACUAGCUCAUCUGAAGGUCCCACCAGCUCGUCUGACUCACCCCCCACCUCGUCUCCACCAGGUCCAACACCAGACAUGUCUCCGUCGUCGUCCACGGACGAAGGAAAAGCCAGCGACGGCCCUGGAGCUUCAGCUCCGACGGGAAGAGCCUCGUCGAUUCAGAUCUCAGUCUCCGGAUCUGCUCUCGCCGCCGUUGCAUGGUUCUGCUUUGUAUGAUUGAAAGUUUCAUGUUAAGUUAAUUCUUUUGGUUACA
Molecule: messenger RNA, 918 nt
Organism: Brassica napus (rape)
Lineage: Eukaryota; Viridiplantae; Streptophyta; Magnoliopsida; Brassicales; Brassicaceae
Product: putative protein TPRXL
Exons: 1
Coding region: 306-881 (191 amino acids)
Source: RefSeq, a predicted model, not a curated record